Sphaerodactylus townsendi is the source of this 1176-nucleotide messenger RNA. Its product is annotated as cytochrome P450 2C31-like. Gene Ontology annotation, molecular function: oxidoreductase activity, acting on paired donors, with incorporation or reduction of molecular oxygen, reduced flavin or flavoprotein as one donor, and incorporation of one atom of oxygen; iron ion binding; heme binding. The record is from RefSeq and is a predicted model, not a curated record. The transcript has 7 exons. Gene Ontology annotation, biological process: xenobiotic metabolic process; arachidonate metabolic process. Gene Ontology annotation, cellular component: intracellular membrane-bounded organelle; cytoplasm. The coding region runs from base 1 to 1176 and encodes 391 amino acids. Lineage: Eukaryota; Metazoa; Chordata; Lepidosauria; Squamata; Sphaerodactylidae.
AUGAAUGGUAGAUUCAAUCCCAAUUCCCUCAGGGACUGGCUGCAUCUGGGGUUUGUAAUCCACCACGUUGCCGGGUGGAAGCGAACCCUUGAUCAGCAAGCUCGAUCCAUGGAUAAGCGCCCCAAAACUCUGCCAUGCAUCUCCCACCACGAUCUGAGCCAUAUCCGAUCAUCCCAAGGACAGCCGUUUGACCCUACGUUACACAUCACCAAUUCUGUCACCAAUGUGUUCUGUCUCCUGAACUUUGGUCAACGGUUUUCUAUUGGCGACGAGGACUUUCUCAAGCUGAGAAAUGCCUUAUCCCAGGUUCUCCAAUUUACAACAACCUUGUCCCAUAUUCUGUAUGAAGCCUUCCCAUGGCUCAUGAAACAUCUUCCAGGACCUCACAAGAAGGUUUUUGAAACCCGUGAUUAUGUAGCUUCCUUUGUAAGCAAGGAGAUAGAAAAGCAUAAGGUGCAUCAGUCUCUGCAUGAACCACAAGACUUCAUCGAUUACUAUCUACUUCAGAUGAUGAAAAGCAAGGGGGAUCCCAAUUCUACCUACAAUGAAGAGAACCUCAUCGAGUCCAUUAUGGACUUGUUCGCUGCAGGGACGGAAACCACCACCACCACACUCCUCUGGGGGCUGCUCUUAAUGACAAAUUAUCCAGAUAUUCAAGGGAAAGUCCAGAAGGAGAUCGAUGACAUGUUGGGUUCCUCUCAAUCAUUUUCUUACCAAGAUAAGAAGAAACUGCCCUACACCAAUGCUGUAAUUCAUGAGAUCCAACGUUAUCAAUAUAUCUUAUUGUUUGGAGUCCACAGACAAUGUUCAAAGGAAGUGAACAUGUUUGGUUUUUGCAUUCCAAAGGGAGCCACUGUUGUUAUAGAUAUUCAGUCUGUUCUUCUUGAUCCAAAGCAGUGGAAGACGCCUCACAUGUUCAACCCAAAUCAUUUUUUGGACCAGCAUGGACAUUUUGUGGAGAGAGAAGCAUUUCUGCCAUUUGGAGCAGGGGCCCGUGUCUGUCCGGGGGAGCAGCUAGCAAGGAUCGAACUCUUCAUCUUCUUUGUCAGAAUGCUGAGGACAUUCACCUUUCAACCGCCAGAAGGAGUGGAAAAAAUCCAAGAAGAUGUUGUAGUACGAAUGACUUCACCUCCCUGUCCUUAUAAGGUCUGUGCUAUUCCCCGCAGCAACGCAUAA